Messenger RNA from Cynara cardunculus var. scolymus (artichoke), 677 nucleotides. RefSeq names its product histone H3.2. The record is from RefSeq and is a predicted model, not a curated record. Gene Ontology annotation, molecular function: DNA binding; structural constituent of chromatin; protein heterodimerization activity. NCBI's taxonomy places the organism in Eukaryota, Viridiplantae, Streptophyta, Magnoliopsida, Asterales, Asteraceae. The coding region runs from base 67 to 477 and encodes 136 amino acids. The transcript has a single exon. Gene Ontology annotation, cellular component: nucleosome.
AUCCAAAUAUUCAUACUUCCAAAUCCUCCCUUUCUAUACACUCUCUGACAUAUCAUUUUAUACCAAAUGGCUCGUACUAAGCAGACGGCGAGGAAAUCAACCGGAGGAAAGGCUCCGAGGAAGCAGCUGGCCACCAAGGCAGCUAGGAAGUCGGCUCCGGCAACCGGAGGAGUGAAGAAGCCACACAGAUUUAGGCCUGGAACCGUUGCUUUGAGAGAAAUCAGAAAGUAUCAGAAGAGCACGGAAUUGUUGAUCAGAAAAUUACCUUUCCAGAGGCUUGUGAGGGAAAUCGCACAGGAUUUCAAAACGGAUCUGCGAUUUCAGAGCUCUGCGGUUGCUGCACUUCAGGAGGCGGCUGAGGCGUACUUAGUUGGACUCUUUGAGGAUACUAAUCUCUGUGCGAUUCAUGCUAAGAGAGUCACUAUUAUGCCUAAGGAUAUUCAACUUGCUCGUAGGAUCCGUGGGGAGAGAGCAUAGGCUUGACGAUUUGAUCUGGUACGGUGUUCUUCGUAUGUUUCAGAAUCGUGUUAGGUAUUUGCUCGUAUUCCAUUUUUCUGUUCCUAGAAUUGUGUUAGGUUUUGCGAUUUCUAUCUGCGGUUGCUGUAAAGUGAUGUAUCUCAAUGGAUUUUAAUAAUCCAAUCUGAUAGAGUACUUAUUUCUCUUGAUGUUUUGGAUCA